Molecule: messenger RNA, 6046 nt
Organism: Thamnophis elegans (Western terrestrial garter snake)
Lineage: Eukaryota; Metazoa; Chordata; Lepidosauria; Squamata; Natricidae
Gene: NPC1L1
Product: NPC1 like intracellular cholesterol transporter 1
Exons: 19
Coding region: 15-3998 (1327 amino acids)
Cellular component (GO): membrane
Molecular function (GO): lipid carrier activity
Source: RefSeq, a predicted model, not a curated record
CCAGACUUGCCAGGAUGCUGCGGGGGGGCCUGCUUGCCGUAGUGGUGCUCAGCGUCAGCCUGGACCUGAGGACCGAGGCUGCCGGUUUGACCGAAAUCCACCAGGCAGGAUACUGCGCCUUCUAUGGCGACUGUGGCCCGAAUCCUGAAAUUGGAACUGGACUCAUCCCGCACAGAGUGCCAUGCCUUUCCAACACCCCGGCCCGGCUGCUCAAGGGCUCCCACCUCGACCGCUUCAAGAAGGUCUGCCCGAUGCUCUUCAAGGGAGACAGCAGCACCUACGGCUGCUGCUCGCUAGAGCAGCUAAACUCCAUGCAGAAUAGCUUCGCGCUGACCAAGGCUGUGCUGUCUCGCUGCCCAGCCUGCACGGAAAACUUCUCCAACAUCCACUGCCAGAACAUCUGCAGCCCAGAUCAGAGCCUCUUCAUCAAUGUCACCCGCUACUUCAACCACACCAUCCUCAACGUUCCCGUGAGGGGCGUGCUGGAGUUCCAGGCUUACUACAACCAGCAGUUUGCCGAGGAAGUCUUCCAGUCGUGCAAGGGGGUCAGGUUGCCAGCCACCGGCGAUUAUGUCUUGAGUGUGAUGUGCGGCAAGUACGGGGCGGCUGCGUGCAACACCCAACGGUGGCUAGAUUUCCAAGGCAACCCCGGCAAUGGGCUGGCCCCCUUGGCCAUCUCCUACCUCCUGAAAGCAGGGGACUGGACCGCUGAGGAGGAAAACAUUUUGCCACUCAAUAAAACAGUCUGGAAAUGCAGCGAGGCUGUCAACAAUAGCCCAAAGUGCUCCUGCCCCGACUGCGAACAGUCGUGUCCGGCCAUCCAGCUUCCUCCUUCCAAAAAUCAGCCCUUCCAAGUGGGCAGCAUGGACGGGAUCCUGUUUGUCUCCAUCGUUCUCUUUGCGGUUGUUGCACUGUUGUUUAUGUCCUUGCUGCUGUGGCAAAGAUGCUCCUCGUCCAAGAAGCAAAAGGCUCCCAGCAGAGAAGAGGCCGUGACGAAGUUGUCCGCCUCUGAGAAGGCGAGUCAGGCCAUGUAUGACUUCCUGGUGAAGGCCUUCAGCUGGUGGGGAAGGUGGGUGGCCUCCAACCCCGUCAAAGUCAUCAUCAUAUCUCUAGCCAUCGUGGCAGGACUUUCCAGUGGAAUUAUCUGGAUGGAACUGACCACAGACCCUCUGGAGCUCUGGGCCUCCCCAGACAGCCAGGCCCGGCAGGAGAAAGCCCUCUACGAGAAGCACUUUGGGCCCUUCCUCCGGACCAACCAAAUCAUCCUGACGGCCAAGAACUCCUCAAGCCACGUUUAUGAUUCCCUCUUUUGGGGAGAGAAGAACUUCAGUGGAGUCCUCUCCAAAGAGGUCCUUUUGGACCUGCUGGACUUGCAGACCAAGCUGCAGAAGCUGGAGAUCUGGUCUGAUAAGCAUCAAAGGAACGUUGCCUUGCAGGACGUUUGCUAUGCCCCCCUGAACCCCAAGAACGCCAGUCUCUCGGACUGCUGUGUCAACAGCCUCCUGCAGUUCUUCCAGAACAAUCGCACGCACCUGAAUGCGACAGCCGAGCAGACGGUGGGGAAGGAGAACGGCACCGUCGAUUGGAGAGACCACUUCCUCUACUGCAUCCACUCUCCAUCCUCUUUCCAAGAUAUCACGGAGCUCAAGCUGAGCUGUAUGGCAGACUACGGAGCCCCCGUGUUCCCCUUCCUGGCUGUAGGAGGUUACCCAGGGCUGGAGUACUCCGAAGCAGAAGCACUCAUCCUCACCUUCUCCUUGAACAACUUUCUCCCCAGCGACCCCCAUUCUGACUAUGUGCUUUUGUGGGAGAAGCAUUUCCUGGAGGUGGUACAGGAAUUUCAGAAAAACCACUCUGAGAAAUACACCAUUGCCUACAUGGCAGAGCGCUCCCUGGAGGACGAGGUCAGCAGAACCACCUGGGAGGACCUCCCCAUCUUUGCUAUCAGCUACCUGGUGAUCUUCAUAUACAUCACGGUGGCCCUAGGGGAUUACUCCAGCUGCAGGAACAUACUGGUGGAAGCCAAGCUGUCUCUUGCUCUGGGCGGCAUUGUGGUGGUCCUGGGGGCCGUGCUGUCAUCUUUGGGCUUCUACAGCUUCGUGGGGCUGCCCUCGUCCCUCAUCAUCAUUGAAGUGGUGCCCUUCCUGGUGUUGGCGGUUGGUGCUGAUAACAUCUUCAUCUUUGUAUUGGGACACCAGCAAUCCCAGCCGGCACCUGGGGAAACCCCGGAGCAGCACCUGGGGCGCACUUUGGGCAAUGUUGCCCCCAGCAUGCUCCUGUGCAGCCUCUCCGAAGUCGUCUGCUUUUUCCUGGGAGCCCUGACCCCCAUGCCUGCCGUCCAGACCUUCGCCCUCUCGGCAGCCCUGGCCGUCUUCUUCGCCUUCCUGCUCCAGAUGUCACUCUUUGUGGCGUUGAUGUCCCUCGAUAUCCGCAGACAGAAGGCCUCUCGGGUGGAUCUCUGCUGCUGCCUCCGAGUGCCUGAAUGUGAGCCUGUGAAGCGGCGCGAUGGACUUCUCCGCACAUUCAUGCGCAAGAUCUACACGCCACUCUUGCUGGGCAGCAGCGUUGUCCGAGUUCUGGUGGUGCUGCUCUUCACCCUGCUUUUCUGCGCUGGCAUCUACCUGACCUUCCACAUCGAAGUGGGGUUGGAGCAAGAACUGGCAGUACCCCAGGACUCCUACAUGUUGAAGUUCUUCCAAUUUUUCAACCAAUAUUUUAUGGUGGGCCCCCCAACUUUCUUUGUUGCCACCGGUGGCUACAACUACUCCUCGGUGCCUGGAAUAAACGGGAUCUGUUCCAGUUCUGGGUGUAAUGAUAACUCCAUGAUGCAGAAGAUCCAAAUGGCCACCAAGUUCCCCGAGAAGUACUUCCUGGCCAUUCCUUCUACCUCCUGGAUAGACGACUUCAUUGACUGGUUGAAUCCCAUAUCCAGAUGUUGCCGCAUUCACAGUUUUGGCCCUAACAAGGGCAAGUUCUGUCCUUCAACCAGCAACUCCCUGACCUGCACUUUCAGCAAAUGCAUGGGCAGCUUCCAAGGUAUCCUCCGGCCGAACAGAGAAGAGUUCAACAAAUUUCUCCCCUGGUUCCUCCAGGACAUGCCCAACCUCAAGUGCCCCAAGGGGGGCCUCGGGGCUUAUGACACAUCGGUGCACCUGGGGUCUGAUGGGCAGGUCUUGGCAUCCCGGUUCAUGGCCUACCACACCCCGCUGAGGAACUCCCAGGAACACACGGCAGCGCUGAAGGUGAUGCGGCAAUUGGCGGCUGACAUUACGGCUACUAUGAGGGAAAUCCCCGGUACUGAUCCGAACUUCCAGGUUUUCCCAUACACAAUCACCUACGUGUUUUAUGAGCAGUACCUGAUGAUUACCACCGUGGGCCUCAUCAACCUGGCCCUGUGCCUGGUGCCCACCUUCGCCGUCUGCUACAUCCUGCUGGGCCUGGACCUGCGCUCAGCCUUCAUCAACCUGCUGACCAUCAUCAUGAUUAUUGUGGACACUGUGGGUGCCAUGAACCUUUGGGGAAUCUCCUACAAUGCCGUCUCCCUCAUCAACUUGGUCACAGCCGUGGGCAUCUCUGUGGAAUUUGUCUCCCACAUCACCUUCUCCUUCGCUAUCAGCAAAAAACCUACCAAACUAGAACGCUCCCGAGAAGCCACCAUCAACAUGGGAAGCGCGGUGUUUGCUGGGGUGGCGAUGACCAACUUGCCGGGCAUCGUGGUCCUGGCGUUUGCCAAGGCUCAAAUCAUCCAGCUCUUCUUCUUCCGCCUAAACCUCAUCAUCACACUCUUAGGAAUGCUGCACGGCCUGGUCUUCCUGCCUGUCAUCCUCAGCUACUUUGGGCCUUCCAUCCGUAAAGCAGUGCCAGAGCUGCAGAUAAGAACAGAGAACCCCUCCAUCCCUUUGGAAGGCAAAGAAGCUCCUAGCAUUGAUCAGACGUCUCCGAAUACUCACAGCCAGGAUCCAGCUCCAAGCCCCAAUUUAGACGAAACUGGCCUCUAGAAGUCUCCACAUCUGUCUGCAGGACAGAUCUUCCUGCUUUCCAUUGCAACACGCAAGGAACUGGUUUCCCAUAUCACUAAGCUAAGCCACUAGAUAGCUUAUUGGUGGCUUAGGAUGCUGUGUUAGCCUAGCCAAUUGUGUGACUUCCAUCAACAAAUCCUGGUUAAAGCAAGUUAGUGAGAUUUGAUGCAGCUGGCAGUGAGUACACACAUCGUUCUAAGCCAUGGUUUAACAAGACUACUUAAUAAAGCUAUAGCUCCUUGGGUUCACAUGACAUGCUAAGCCACAUCUCUGUGUGUGCAUGUGUGUGCGUGCGCAUGCAUGCACUGUUGAGGAAGUCUUGAUUCCUGGUGACUGCCCAGCAGCUUUCUUGGCAGUUUACCUGACUUCUUCCUAGAGCUGAGAGAGAAAGGCCACCUCAGCCCUCCAGCUGGCUUCAUGCCCAAAUCCAGAGGUGGGUUCUAGCCGGCGUUACUGCCAUUCGCUUGUGGGUGCACUUUGUGUAUGCGCUGCACGUGCAAGCACAACUCGAUAAAAAAAAUUCUGCGCAUGCACAGAACUCAAAAACAAGAUAGCGGCGGCAACUGUGUCAACCAGUUCAGGGGCGUGGCCAGCCUGGGUUACUGCCGGUUCUGUGACCCAAACUGGCAUGCCACUAUCAGUUCGGCUGAAUUGGGCCGAACCAGAAGGAACCCACUACUGCCCAAAUCUUACUCCCUCCAUCGCAAGGCAGACCAAAUUAGGAAAGCAGGGCCUGUUAGUCAGUACUACUAUUAUUAUAAAGCAGAAUCUUCCUUUUGUAGCAGAAUCUUUCAAGACUGAAUAGGCCUCCCCUCCCUCCCUUUAGGGGGGACGGGAGGAUAUGAAGUAGAGAAAGAUCUGCCUGAAAUAUUUUCUCACUCUUGCCCCAACUCAGGUCUCUCUCUCUCUUAUCUGACCAUUACCUUGAUAGCUUUUCCUCCUGUCACUACAAAGCAGGACUAGAACUCCCAGUCUCCUGGCUCUAGGCUGGUGCCUUGACCGCUAUACCAAACUAGCUCGCAUGCCACUUUUUGCUUAAUGUGUCUCAACCCAGAGGGGCUUGCCAAAGAAACAGUGAUAUAUGUGUACAUCUAACAGAGCAGAUAUCCCCAAAUAACAUCCUUCAGAAUCUUCUAUCUGUAUCUGUUUGAUAGAAUACAAAUUCAGUUUCCACCUAGAAUGGGGGAACCUGGUCUGAAACAUUAAUCAACAAAGAAGAUCAGGCAAAUGAUUCUGAACCUCAGCUCAGAACUCAGUUACAACUGGACGAACCUGGAGUUUCUCGUCAGAAUUCUUUGUCCCAAAAAGUCUCUACCAUGGACAGUUGGUGGCACCUGGUUAAUGCUCAGCUCCUCAGUGUUGGACUUCUCUUUUGUAUUGUCACCCUGGCUUCCACAGACAACAGUAAGAACAACUCCCAGGUUAAAAAUGAGGUGUGUUCUCAAGUGUGCCUUAAAAUCAGAUUUCCAAUAUUAAGUUGGAACUUAUGAAUAGAAGACUGCUGAAAACUGGCUAUUAAAAACACAUAGCUUCAUGGAAACCUUGCCUGGCCCCAGUGGUGUGUUGACUCAAAGACAGAGAAUGCACUCUGCCAUUUUUACUAAUUGGCAGCCCAUUUAUAAGUACGAGUGGUCCAUAAGGCAGAUGUGCUUAACCCACAGGCUGCCUGUAUAAUAAAAUAUUCCUAAAUUAAACGGUAGUUUCUUGGGAAGAAUUUUUGACCUUACUGACAAAGCCGGAAGAAAAUAACUUCUGAAUUGAAACUUGACCUCUCCUGUAUUGGGGUCAGCCUCUAGUUUAAUCCAUUGACCAUGCGGACUGCUUUAAGAUUCACCUGACUCUUCUCAGGAGUGUUAAAUAUGUUAAAUACGUCUGCCACUCAAAAUGGAAAGAAGUUAUAAUGAUAUUUUAAUUCCUGUUUCAUACUUAUGGGGGUGGAGGGAGAACAGUCCUCAAAAACAUUUUUAAAGUGUUUUAUUUCUAUCCUUCAGUUAAAUGAAAUACCAAUAGCUUUAACAUGAAUUAUU